This is a messenger RNA of Tripterygium wilfordii, 1717 nucleotides long. Its product is annotated as tRNA-dihydrouridine(16/17) synthase [NAD(P)(+)]-like. Gene Ontology annotation, molecular function: tRNA dihydrouridine synthase activity; flavin adenine dinucleotide binding. NCBI's taxonomy places the organism in Eukaryota, Viridiplantae, Streptophyta, Magnoliopsida, Celastrales, Celastraceae. The transcript has 3 exons. Bases 95 to 1336 code for a protein of 413 amino acids. Gene Ontology annotation, biological process: tRNA processing. The record is from RefSeq and is a predicted model, not a curated record.
AGAUAUUCGCGGACUAGAAGUAGAAAUCAGCUUUCUCGUGGUUGCUCCGACGGUUGGCGGCGAUGGGCUGCGUCUCUCUCCCCAUCGUCCGCUUAUGAAAUAUAUUCUCUCUCCACGAAACACUUCUAUCAAAUCUAUUAUCUCUUUGCCUACGAAGCCACUCAUGGCUUCUUCCGUCGCCCUCACUCAAAUCCAAGAUCAAAAUCCAUUGCGAGACCUAGGUGACGAACAACAACAAGAAGUAGAUUCUAGCUCGAUUACCGACGUGGUUUCGCAGAGUCGGAAUCUGAGCGGGGAGUCACUAAUCGAGAGAGCAUGGGCUCAUUGGACUAAGCUAGGCAAGCCGAAAUUGAUAGUGGCGCCAAUGGUUGACAAUUCUGAGCUGCCGUUUCGUAUGCUCUGUCGAAAGUAUGGGGCUCAGGCCGCCUAUACGCCUAUGUUGCAUUCUCGCAUUUUCACAGAGACCGAAAAGUAUCGAAGAGAGGAAUUCACCACUUGUGAGGAAGAUCGCCCAUUGUUUGUCCAAUUUUGCGCCAAUGAUCCAGACAUAUUAUUGGAAGCUGCUAAGAGAGUGGAGCCUUACUGUGAUUAUGUUGACAUUAACCUGGGUUGUCCUCAACGCAUUGCCAGGCGGGGGAACUAUGGAGCUUUCUUAAUGGACAACCUUCCUCUUGUAAAAUCUCUAGUUGAAAAAUUGGCUUCAAACCUCAAUGUUCCUGUUUCUUGCAAAAUCAGGGUCUUUCCGAAGUUGGAGGAUACUAUAAAAUAUGCUAAAAUGUUAGAGGAAGCCGGUUGCUCCCUUCUUGCUGUCCAUGGCCGAACAAGAGAUGAGAAAGAUCAGAAGAAAGUCCGGGCAGACUGGAAAGCUAUUAAGGCUGUAAAAAGUUGCAUUAGAGUUCCUGUACUUGCCAAUGGGAACAUAAGGCACAUGGAUGAUGUCCAUGAUUGUUUGAGAGAAACCGGAGUUGAUGGGGUCCUUUCAGCUGAUUCUCUCCUAGAGAAUCCGGCUUUGUUUGCUGGAUAUCGGACUCCUGAAUGGGCAUCAGUUAGCGAAGAAGCAAAUCUGGACCAGGCGGAUUUAUUAGUGGAGUACUUGAAGCUUUGCGAAACAUACCCAGUUCCAUGGAGAAUGAUCCGUGCUCAUGUUCACAAAAUGUUAGGGGAGUGGUUCAGGAUUCAGCCUCAUGUGAGAGAAGAUUUCAAUGCACAAUCCAAACUGACCUUUGAAUAUCUUUAUAACAUGGUUGAUCAACUUAGGGAGCUCGGCGUGAGAAUUCCUCUUCACCAGAAGAAUUUCCCAUUAUCGGGGGUUCAAGCGAACGGUUCAGCUAUGUGAAGCAUGGGACACACACAAAUUGAUUGAGUUAACCUGCUUGGAGUUAUGUUUCAUAUUACUGGCAAAAUUACAUUUGCCAAUUGUGAAAUUUUCCAAUUGUGUAAUUUUUGCUAUUAGAACAACACUAUCAUUGUGGUGCAUUCUAGCUUGAUUGAUUCAUUGGGGAAGCAGUUGCGUGAGCAGAGAAAGAUGCUCCUUUUUAACAGAUUUUUGACUAGCUAGCGAAUUACACAAUAGCCGAGCUCAUCUUUGUUGUAUUUUUUUUUUUAUUGAGACAACAGUUUUCACUAGGACUCAGAGCCGUUGCUCCUGUAGAAGAGACUUGUAUUUUUCUUUUAAGGCUUUUUGAACAUUAUAUUUGACAAUUUUGGAGCUCUUUAA